ACUCCGAUUUGAGCUUUUUGCAAAUAGGAUUCCCAUUGCAUUUUGGUUUUUUUGUCUCUCUGCAGGAGCUCUGCCUUGCUGAAGGCAAAAAGGUGCAGGAAGAAGCUGAUCCAGAUUUGUGUGACGCCUGAGCAGCUUGUGCUCCUUCUGCUUAGGGAAUACAGAGCUGGAGGCAAAACACCGUUUCCCAGGGAGUUGUUCUGGCUGGAGGUUUCCUGAUGAGUCCAGCAGAGGACAAGUGAAGCAGGUACACGGACCACUUGUCAAGAUGUCCACUGAUUCCUCUGAGUCCAAAAAGCAUCCAUCAAAAACCUGUCAGGAGCUACAGUUGGGGGGCAUUACCCAGGAAGAACCAAUGCUGGACAUCUCCCCAGGAGGUGACUGGAUCAAGAGAGAGGAGGAAACUCAUGGAGUGUCUAUAGAAAAGACUGAUCAUCCUGAGCUGAAAAACAACACUGUGAAUCCAGAGCAAACAAAAACACAGGAGGAAACCCCGCUGGAGGCUUGGAGAAAUGAAUCUCACACUUCUCAGAGUGAGUCUGUCCAUAAAAUCCCAUUCCAACAAGAACAAUAUAUUGAGAAAAGGAGAAAUAAAUGUCCCGUAUGUGUGAAACAAUUUAGUAGAAAAUCAAACCUUAAGAGACAUCAGAGAAUUCAUACAGGGGAGAGAGAAGAAAAACGGUAUGAAUGCCCAGACUGUGGUGAAACCUUUGGUCAGACGUCCAACCUGAUUAGACACCAAAGAAUCCACACUGGGGAGAAACCAUAUACUUGCUCAGAGUGCGGAAAGCGCUUCAGUCGGAGUGCAGAUAUUGCUCGCCAUGAAAGAAUCCAUACCGGGGUGAAACCAUAUAAGUGUUCUUUCUGCACUAAAUGCUUUGCUGCUAAAUCAAGCCUGAAUAGCCAUCAGAAAACGCACACAGGAGAAAACCCAUAUAAAUGCUUGGAUUGCGGAAAGGGCUUCAGAUGGAGCACACACCUUAUUAGGCAUCAAAGCGUCCAUACGGGAGAGAGCCCGUAUAAAUGCUCAGAGUGCGGAAAGAGCUUCAAACUGAGUUCAUCUCUUGCUUCCCAUCAAAAAACCCACACGGGGGAGAAAUCAUAUCAGUGUUCAGAGUGUGGGAAGAGUUUUUGCACCAAGUCAAGCCUCGACAAACACCAGAGAACUCACACUGGAGAAAACCCGUAUAAAUGUUUAGAAUGUGGAAAGCGCUUCAGCCACAGUGGAAAUCUUGUUUCACAUCAAAAAGUUCAUACACGAGGGAAACCGUAUAAGUGCCUGGAUUGUGGAAAGAGUUUCAGUCACAAAGGAAAUCUGGUAUCCCACCAAAGACUCCAUACCGGUGAGAAACCAUAUCAAUGUAUGGAGUGUGGAAAGAGUUUUAGUCAUCAUGGAAAUCUUGUUUCACACCAGAGACUCCACACAGGAGAGAACCCCUAUGAAUGCUUAGAAUGUGGGAAGAGCUUCAGAUGGAAUAUACACCUUGUCAAGCAUCAAAGUAUCCAUCUAGGGGAGAGCCCCUAUAAAUGUUUGGUGUGUGGAAAAAGUUUCAAGGUUAGCUCAUCUCUAAUUACGCAUCAGCGUCUUCACACAGGAGAGAAACCAUACCAGUGUCCAGACUGUGGAAAGCAAUUUUGUGCUAAGUCUAGCCUUAAUGAACAUAAAAAAAUGCAUGCAGGAGUGAAACCAUAUAAAUGCCUGGAGUGUGGAAGGAGCUUCAUAUGGAACAGACACCUUAUUAAACAUCAAAGAGUUCACAGUGGGGAGAAACCAUAUAAAUGCUUGGAAUGUGGAAAGAGUUUCAAGGUGAGUUCAUCCCUCACUUCCCAUCGAAGAAUCCACACAGGAGAGAAACCAUAUCAGUGCUUAGAGUGUGGAAAGACCUUCGCAGUGAGCUCAUCCCUAAUUUCCCAUCAAAGACUUCACACAGGGGAGAAACCACAUAAAUGUUCAAAUUGUGGCAAGUGCUUUUUUUCAAAAUCUGGCCUUUAUGAGCAUCAGAGAAUGCACAAGGGAGUGAAACCAUAUGUGUGCUUGGAGUGUGGAAAGAGCUUCAUAUGGAACACACAUCUUAUAAAACAUCAAAGAGUCCAUACAGGAGAGAAACCAUAUAAAUGUUCAGUGUGUGGCCAGAACUUCCGUCUGAGCACAAAGCUUAAGAAUCAUCAAAGAACUCACACAGGGGAGAAACCGUAUCAAUGCUCAAUAUGUGGAAGGAGCUUUACAGCGAGCUCCUCUCUGGCUUCUCACCAAAGAGCCCACACGGGAGAGAAACCAUAUAAAUACUCAGAGUGCAGAAAGACCGAUAGGGGGAGCACAAGCCAUUUUUCACAUAACUGCAAUCAAACUAGGACAGAGCAGGGUGUGGAAAGAGCACCAGUCAGCGUGCAACCCUUACUUCUCGUCAAAGAACCUACAGAGGGGAGAAACAGCAUGAAUGUUUGGAGGGUGGAAAGUGCUUCAAGGGAAGCACAUGCCUAAAUUUUGCAAUAAAUAAAUCCACACACGGGAGAAAGAGUUGCCAGUGGGCCAAACAACA
This is a messenger RNA of Heteronotia binoei (common prickly gecko), 2540 nucleotides long. RefSeq names its product zinc finger protein 345-like. The coding region runs from base 269 to 2482 and encodes 737 amino acids. Gene Ontology annotation, biological process: regulation of transcription by RNA polymerase II. Gene Ontology annotation, molecular function: DNA-binding transcription factor activity; RNA polymerase II cis-regulatory region sequence-specific DNA binding. NCBI's taxonomy places the organism in Eukaryota, Metazoa, Chordata, Lepidosauria, Squamata, Gekkonidae. The record is from RefSeq and is a predicted model, not a curated record. The transcript is spliced from 3 exons.